Molecule: messenger RNA, 6436 nt
Organism: Electrophorus electricus (electric eel)
Lineage: Eukaryota; Metazoa; Chordata; Actinopteri; Gymnotiformes; Gymnotidae
Source: RefSeq, a predicted model, not a curated record
CACGCGCUGAACAGUGGCGACGUUCUCGAGGCGGCCGCAGCAACGGUGGCGAACCUUCGCGAGAUGCGUGCACAAGAAAUACGGUCUCCAUAAGUGAACCAUGAUCCGCAGGUCUAGGAUCAGUGUGCGGCCCAACGUGAGGCCUGCCAGCAGGCCUCCGACAGCCUCCAGAGACGCGUCCCAGGAUGACCUCCAGAGGCCGGCAUCCCCCUCGGCCGUCGGCCAUGACACAGGGGCCAAGCCUGCCAACGAGGGCGUCACGCCUGCUUUGGCAGGAGAGCCUGGCGUCAAUGCAGAAACCCAGAAGGACGGCAUGGUGACUCAAGAAAGCUGCAACCCUGUGGCACAUGUUGGGGGCCAGAACUCAGCUCCCAGCCCUCUGGCCACAGUUGGCACUCAGAGGAGGAAACGCAUUUCUGUCUUACCCAACGUUGCCAAGCCCCGAACUGCCGCUGCCUCCACCCCUGCCUCUGCUCCUGGCCCCGCCCACGCUCCCGCCCCUGCCCCUGUUCCUGCUCCUGGCCCCGCCCACGUUCCCGCCCCUGCCCCUGCUCCUGGCCCCACCCAUGUUCCCGCCCCUGCUCCUGCCCCCGCCCACGCUCCUGCCCCUGCCCCUGUUCCUGGCCCCGCCCACGCUCCCGCCCCCGUUCCUGCUCCUGGCCCCGCCCACGCUCCAGCCCAUGCCCCUGUUCCUACUCCUGGCCCCGCCCACGCACCUGCCCCUGCCCUCACUCACUCCUCCUCCAGAACCACAAAGCCUCCAGUGAAAUCUGCAUCAGCUCCCAAGCCUGGGCCUAUAAGUCCCACCCAAACCCCACCAACCGCUUCUCAGGCCCUGCCCUCUACCACACAGGCCCCACCCUCUGCUCCACAGGGCCAUCAUAGCCGAAGACGGCCAGGGAGGCCAGGGAGAGCCUCUGGAGUGGGAAGGAUAUCCAGAGCUCCGUCUGUGACUCCGUGCCCUCUGGCCCCCUCUGAUGACUGCAUGGAGGAGACCCCUGUAGUCUCUCUGGAAAAAGAGCAUGAAGGAACACAGGAAACUGAGUCACUGUCAGCCAAUCAGGAAGCAGGAAUUUCUUGCUCCUCUAAAGAAUUACAAACAUCAAUUUAUGAAAGCCCAUCUGGGUUGUCUGAGUCUUGGCCUGCUCCGUCUGAGAGAAAGACCAUCGUACUAGAGAAGCAAGACGGUGACUCUCCAGGGAAAGGUCAGCUGGGUGGAAAAACCCACCCCCGGUCCAUAACACACAUCCCACUGGCGCUGAUGACCCUGAAUGACCCCGGGGACCGGCUCAGACUAGCCAGGGCCAAGAAACUCCGAGAACUCCUGAAGAAGGCAAUGCGAAAAGACAAGCUGAAAGAGAAACAGCAGAGGCCCAGGGUGGGGAGUAAGGAGCCUAAAACAGUGAAAGAUCACACCAAGAUGACCAUGAGGGAGCUGAUUUACUACCUGCCUCCAUCCAACCCCAUGACGUCAUAUACGGAGGACGAGCAGAGAGUCACUGAGAUGGUGUUGCCGUCCUCUCCAACAGAAAAGCCCCUAGUGUCACAGCCCGUCUGCCCAGAGCCUGUGGAAGCAGCUGAGGAAGACGAGGAGAUGGUGGGGAGCAGGCUGGAGGAGGACGAGUCUCUGCUGGCGCCCAGGGUGAAGGUGGCAGAGGAUGGCUCUCUCAUCAUAGACGAGGAGAGUUUAACUGUGGAAGUGCUGAGAGUCAAGGGGCCCAACCCAGCGGAGGAGAGAGACCCCAUCUUUGAGCGCGGUUCCACCACCACCUACUCCAGCUUCAGGAAGGGCACGUACACCAAGCCCUGGUCCAUCCGAGAGACAGACAUGUUCUUCUUGGCUAUCAGCAUGGUGGGGACGGACUUCUCCAUGAUCAGCCAACUUUUCCCACACCGUGCUCGUAUAGAGAUUAAAAACAAGUUCAAGAAGGAAGAGCGCACAAACUCCUGGAGAAUAGACAAGGCUUUCAAGGAGCGGCGUUGUUUGGACCUCGAGUUCUUCAGCGACCUGCUGGGGAAAAUCCUCAAGGACGAGGACAACAAACGCAAGAAGAAGAAGAACUCGGCCAAGCUGGCCAAAGCAGCCCAUGCCCCCCAGGGAAAGCCAGCAGCGAGGAAGAGGAAGGCCCGGUCUUCGUGCUCAGAGGAUGAGAGCUCAGGCAGUGACGUGAUGGAGGGAGAGAAAGAGAACGAGGACGUGUGUAAUGAUGGAGGACUCACCGGCGCCCCCAUCAGGCCCAGGAGGAAAACCGCAAGGGCGUCCCCAAAGAAGAGUGGAUGGACAAACAAGCCAGCGGAGGAGGAUGAGUCAGAGUACAGUACAUCUGAGGAGCGGUCCCCUGUGGACAGGUCCCAGGAACCUGAGUCAGCAGGAGAGAAGCCAGAGAGCUGUGGGGUUCGGCCAGCCCAGAGACUGCUGCCUGACGUGGACCGGAGGUGGGGGAGCAGGGGCGCAGCGGUGUCGAGGAAGACCCCAGAUCCAGGCGGCCCGGCCGGGGGCGAGAGACUUGCGGACGGGCCUUCGGAGGAGGAAGAGAGAAGGUACACUUCUGAUGUCAUUUCCUGUGGGUUGGAAGAUUCCGAGGAAGAGGAGGAGCCUAAUCUCGCAGCCAUUCAGGAGAACAUUUUCAACAAGCCAACCAGGUCGGGGAGGAUUCCCAAACUCUCCCAGCACGUGAUCCGCGCAGCAGCCAGUGAAGAGGAUGAGGAGGAGCCUUCCUCUUGCCCUCCUCCGGGGGGCAGUCACACACGAGCCCUGCUGGGCUCUGGCCGCAGGGGCCAGAUGAAGGCGGGACCCAGCCUGACCCGAGGGCUGCCCCGCUGGGGUAAAUCCCGCCUACUCACCUUACUGGCCUCUACCGAGGAGGAGGAGGAGGAGGAGGAAGAGCAGGUCCCUGCCGGUGCCGAGGACGAGAAUCAGGUGUUUGUGCCGAUGGGGCUGCGCACUGUGGCACCUGUGAGCACAGAGGUGGAGGAAACCAUGGAAGAGCUGGACAUCUCUGUGAACGUUCCUGAAGUCCUGGGAAUAUCCCACAAUGGCGUGUGUCCUGAGUCUUUGUGCAAGAACGCUCUGUCCCCUACUGGGUCUGUUCCCUGCGAGCACCAGCUUGACCUGCUUGUAGAUGUGAUCGAGUUCCUGACUCCGGACCACAUGGAAGUGUCUGAAGAGAGUUAUGCUGAGGCAGCUAGGACCCUGCUGACCAUCGGCCACGCAGCUCACGUGACCCCCACAGCAGAGGCAGUCAUGGGCCAUGCAGCUCACGUGACCCCCACAGCAGAGGCAGUCAUGGGCCGCGCAGCUCACGUGACCCCCACAGCAGAGGCACUCAGCACAGGUGAUGUUAUCUUUGUUGAAGAUCCAAGGCUUUCACAACAGGUAGUCCAGCAAGAAGUUGUUUUAGAAACAACUGACCACUCAGAGCCCAGACCUGAAACCAGCCGUGAGGACACCUUUGACCCUUGUGUCAGUAUCGUCUUAGACUGCAGUGGUGGUGCUGACCCAGUUGGUAAUGUCUGUGAGGGUACUGCUAGUACUCCAGAACCAACUUCCCAGCAAGACUCCAACUUCAUGGAAGAGCCAGUGGUUUCACAGGAAACCGAUGACCUGCUUGGCGACAGCCAAUCAGGGGCCUCCAACACCACCGUCCUACAGAGGGUCCACCUCCUUAGACCCAAACCCAACCUGUCGACAAUCCCCAGACGCACACAGGUCCAGCAGGAGGAGACGCCACCAGACCCUGGCCCUGCUGCCCAGAACCUCCUCACGGUGGCGCCAUCUCAGGGUGCUACAGAAGCCCGAAUGGUGAAAACCUCACGAGACCCUGGUGAGGCAGGUUCCACACCAACCCUGACUGGACCAGCUGGAGCUUGGGAGCGGGUGAGCGCUCCUGACCGGACAGCCCGUGUGAAAGGAGAAGGGGACAGACCCGGGCUGCCCCCCGACACACCACCAGAGGGUGGAGCCUCCGCUGGUGUGGUGGAGGUGGAGCAGCAGAGCGUGGAGGUGGAGAAGACCAUGGAGGUGGAGAAGAAUCAGCAGCCCCAACAACCACACGGCGUACAUGAACCGCAGACAGGAUCUCAUGGUUCUGAGAGUUCGGUCCAGCCCUCUCAGGCUCUGCGAAGGUUCCGUGGCCCAAAACCGAAACCCAACGUGGUCGGGUUCUCCAGAAACAGAACCCCUCGAACACAGACCCAUCAGAGCCCAGCAGUACCCACUGAGGCACAGGCUGCUGUGAUAUCCACAAACACUUUCACUGAUGCCCAGAGUACAGGAGGGGGCGGUCAUGUCACCCUAGAACCUGACAUGUCCCUAAACGCAAAGAGAGAGAGCGAGCUACCCUUGGACUCAGUAAUGGUGAGAAGGCCGAAUCUCCAUGUGCAGAUCUCACCUAUCAUCUCUGAGGGGAGGAAGGGAAGCAACCCUGAGGCUCUUGUAAGGAGCUUCGUGGAACCUUAUGGAAGCACGUCACGCGUCAUGUCUGCUCACCUUCCGCUUGAACCUGUCCCCGCCUCUGAAGAGCCUAUAUUUAUUUUGUCUCUCACGGAAGUCCCGCCCACUGUAGUCAGAGAGGAGGAGCAUGGGACUGAGCCACUCCCAUUUCUUGAGACAUCAGAAUUGGUCGCCGAAACACUCAGUACUGGUGGCCCAAGUCCAGCAGGUGAGCCGCCCUCUCCCCUGGUCUUCCCUGAAGUGCUGGUGCCUGUUUCAGAAGAUCAGGAGAGAGACGUGGGGGAUAGAGAGCAGAGCAGAGCGUGUGACCGGAUCGGAGUGGAGAAGAAUCCUGCGAUGGGAUGGAGUGUUGCGCAACGCGUGGAACCGUCGAUAAGUUCAGCAGCAGAGGGGAGCAGCGAAGAGACGGACUGUCCUGCUAAGCAGUGUAAACGUCCAGAGAGCACUAGAAGAGCCAAGCUACAGAUCCGACCCAACCCAGUUCAGAGGAAAAGCCACCACAGUCUUCCUGCUAAGAGGCGUCCAACACCACCGCCCUCAGAGAAGAGCAGUGACACGCCUACCUCCUCACAGGAGACCACGCCCACUGCUGAAACUGUACCAGUAACCAGGACUAAAGCCCCUCCCACUCCACUGCCCUCUUUUCCAUCUCAGCCCUUCACCAUGGACAUGACCACACCUGAGUCAGCCUCUCAGCCUUCCUCCCAAAGCAUUGUGGGACAGCUGGACCUCCCACAAGUUAAGAAAACAGAGGCUGCUGGCAUAGAGGAAGCGGAAGCGAAUGGAUCAGGGGCAGAGUCACAGCCUGUCAGGCAGAGCACCCCUGCGGCUGCGACUGGCACUCUAACGAGACCCGGCAGGAGACCCAGGGGAUUCCUGUCCUUCAUGUCCAGUGCGGGCACGCUGGGAUCCUCGCCGAGCAAACGCACCUCCCAGAGACCUGUCGCCCACACGGCUCGUGCCAACCAAAGACGGGCUGCACCAGGAACCCUGACCUCAGUGGGCCGGGCGGCACCUGCUUCCCAGUUCUGCAGGGUGACCCCCUCGCCAGCCAGCAGCCGGCCACCAGCACCCGCUACACCACAGCAGUGUGAGACCUCAGGCACAAACCCACCUGCAGAAGAAGAACCUACCAGUGUGUCUGCAUACUUCUUCAAUGACAUCUUUACCAUGGUGGAUGAACUGGAGAUGAUGGAGUCAAAAGACUGACCUCUAGAGGGAGCAGGUCGAAGGGCACGCGAGUGAUCUCCAACCCUCUGAUGAAUGGACAUGGAGAGUGGAAUGGAUGUUCUUACACAGUUGUAAUUCUUAAUUCAUGACUGAGCUCAAGUCAAACAUUAUACCUCACACCUGGACCGAACCAGAAGACAUAUAAAAAUGAUCUCCUCAUUUCACUAGUGUUAACCGUUGGAGCGCUUGGUUAACGUGGCAUUCUUAAACUAUCGUGAUUGGUGGUCUGUCUGUUUUAUUUCUUAAUUAUGUUUUCUAAAAAAACCCCACAAAUGUUUUCACCUUUCACCUUUAGUUCUGUCCACCCCAGCAGUUCACCUCAGUGUGAAUGUCUCACCCAGAGUUCUGGUCCCACCUCCAUCCAGCUGACUGUCAAGGGGCCUUUCUCGGCUCUGCCACGUCCGAGGUGUUCACCCUCACCACACCUGCCUCCCCAGUUCCGUGCUUGACUUGUUUUGAAGUUUUUUAACCAUUUAAUGUAUGAGGAAGCUUUUGAAACUGCUGUGCUGUAUGUACAGGUGUUUUAUAGCAGCAUGGUGCAUUUUAGCCUACUAGCAGGGACAGUACUAACAGUGAUUUUCUUUCUUCAGCUUCUAUGGUCAGACGCUGCAUGUUUAUUAAUCUUCUCUGUUAUACACCACGAAGCUUAAUGAACUGGAUCAUAUUGCUUUCAUAUUCCAGUUGUUUGUAUUCAUGAUGAACUAUACAAAAGUGUAAAUAUGUUAAUAAAAGGUGUGCUGUACUGUCACUUAA